Messenger RNA from Salvelinus sp. IW2-2015, 2969 nucleotides. It is a transcript of the gene mdm4, whose product is annotated as MDM4 regulator of p53. NCBI's taxonomy places the organism in Eukaryota, Metazoa, Chordata, Actinopteri, Salmoniformes, Salmonidae. The record is from RefSeq and is a predicted model, not a curated record. Gene Ontology annotation, biological process: negative regulation of apoptotic process; regulation of cell cycle; protein ubiquitination. Gene Ontology annotation, cellular component: nucleus. Gene Ontology annotation, molecular function: ubiquitin-protein transferase activity.
CGUGGGCAAAUCUUUGUGGAUAUAGCUAACAUACAACCACAGCUAGCUAUUUUAUAACAAAAACUAUAGCUACCAGCCAGAAAAGUGAAGAUGGCGACAAUUGUACCGGAAGUUGUGCAGUGCACCAUACUGAAUUUGAAUUUUCUAAGUUGUGCUAACAGUUGAAGAGCUGGCUACAAGGUAGCACACGAUUUGGCUAUGCUUUGUUAAAUUGCUAUAUUUUUCAUUACACACUUUAGUAUUUGUCGGGUACGAAGGCCAAUUUGCAAGAAUGUAGCUUGCUAGAGAAUGUUGCAGUAAUGCCGAUAUAUUGAGAUUUUGUCUUUUGAAUAUGACCUCGUUACCGUCACCCCAGCAGUACACCGCUUCAAGCUCAGCAUGCAACAUAUUACCUGGUGAUGGGAGUCAGGUGCAGCCUAAAGCCCCUCUCCUGCAGAUUCUGCGUGUGGCUGGAGCCCAGGAGGACAUCUUUACCCUCAAGGAGGUGAUGCACUACCUGGGCCAGUACAUCAUGGGGAAGCAGUUGUAUGAUAAACAGAGGCAGCACAUAGUGCACUGUCAGGACGACCCACUGGGAGAGCUGCUGGAAGUCGAGAGCUUCUCCGUCAAAAACCCCAGUCCAGUCUACGAGAUGCUGAAGAAGUAUUUAGUUGUGCUGAAUUGUUCAGACGCUGCAGAGAGUCUUUCUGUGGGCCGUGAGUGUGUAGAGGGCGGAGUGGAGGACCGCGGUCAGGUGUGUGGGGGCGUGGCCAAGGCGGGCCUGGUUGUGGCCAGUGACGAGGCCCUCCCCAUGCAGACCCCGUCUCAGAGAAGACCCCGGGAGCCUGACGAAGACUCUUUAGAUGGCUUGCCCCAGUCGGCCUGCAAACGGCCCAAGCUCGAUGUCACACUAGACGAGUGGGACCUCUCAGGGCUGCCCUGGUGGUUUCUGGGUAAUCUGCGUAACAACUACAGUCGCAGAAGCAACGGCUCUACGGACAUCCACACUAAUCAACUGUCUCCUGCGCAGGAUGAGGACACAGCGAUCGUGUCGGACACGACGGACGACCUGUGGUUCCUGACGGAGGGGGGAAGUGAACAGGUGAGCGUGGAAAUGAAGGAGGCCGUGCUGGAAGAAGGGAGUGGAGGAGAAGGAGAGCCACCACCUGAAGAGGAGGGAGGAGGAAAAGAGGAGAAGGCUGAUAAGGAGAUGCAGGAGGAGCCAGAUGAGGACUCUCAGUGUCUGAGUGAUGAUACGGAUAUAGAGAUCUCUACACAGGAUGCAUGGCAGUGUACAGAGUGCAGGAAGUACAACUCUCCUCUCCAGCGCUACUGCGUACGCUGCUGGGCUCUACGCAAGAACUGGUACAAAGACGUCCCACGGUUGGUCCACUCACUUUCCGUCCCCGACAUCCCAGCAUGCAGUACUCUGGCCCCGCGAGACGACGAUGAGGAGGAAAGCGACACAGGCAUCGAUGUCCCAGACUGCCUCAGGACCGUGUCUGACCCCGUCAUCCUGCCCUCACACUCCACCCCUGACCGCCUGCUGCCUCCCGGGGUUCCAGGGAAGGGCAAGGGUCCUAGGCCGCGAGGCCUUCCCAGGGAGGAGCAGCUCUCUGGAGGAGAGAGUCAGGAAAGCCUGGGGAUGGAAGUAGAGGUUAGGCCCGAGGCGCUGUUGGAGCCCUGUAAGCUGUGUCGGAUGCGUCCGCGUAACGGGAGUAUUAUACACGGCCGCACGGCUCACCUGCUAACCUGCUUCUCCUGCGCCAGGAAGCUGCACAAGUUCCACGCUCCAUGUCCCGGUUGUGGACAGAUCAUACAGAAGGUUAUAAAGACAUUCAUAGCCUGAGAGGAUUGGAACACACAGAUGUGUAAUGUACAAGGUUAUUUAAAAUUGGAAGAAGACACAAUCCCUUGCAUCAAAAGCCACUCAUACGCCCCAGAAAGACACAGAGUAUAGCACUUAAAAGAGCAUGUUCCCUUUUGCUCUCUGUUGCCUUGUAUUGCUUGUAUCACACUGCCUCUGAUCAAUGGCGCUAGUAAUGAAAGGUACAAAUCCAGCAAUGUGUUUCUUGAAGUAUCCAACUAUAUAGUUAUCUCUGUGCCACAUUUCAUGAAAGUCAUUUGCUACUCAAUGUAACAUCAUAGGUAUUUAUUUAUUUGAGGGCCAAGCAGCAUUGUACAUAUGAAAACGCAGCUGUCAUUGCAGCUAACCUUGACGACAACGAUAUGUGAGACUUAAGUUUUUGUUCCCGACGGAAGACCUGUUGACAUUUGUUUCCUAUUGGCCACUGUUGUAAGUGUCCAGAAAAAGCUUUCUGCCGGUUGUCAGGCUGCUGACGUGUUUGCUGCCAUACGCUAUAUUUUAUCCCUUAAAGACCGGUCUUCUCUCCCUCGGUUAAGAUGAUGGUAAGCUAGCUACACACUGGCUGACUACUUCUCCUCCAGUGAGAACAGGUAUGAAUUCUCAUUGCCAUGUAUAUUCAUGGAGCCGCAGUGCUUUGGUGGUCCUCCUCUCCUGUUUAGUCCUUUUGUUUUUCUUUAAUUUCUCUGCAGCGUUUUUUUUGUGUGCUCUUGAAAACGAAGACAAGGGGGAUCAAAAGGAGAUUUUCGAUACAUACUCUACGUUUUUGCUGAUUUAUUGACCACAUUUUGGUUGCAAGGCCUAUUUUCAAGAUAAGUCAAUAAGAAACAUCUCCUUUGGAUACCCUUGUCAUCGUUUUUCAAUAGUAUACAUACCCCCAGGGAGAAGUCUUUACCCUGUAGCGCUGAUCAGAAUGCUUUGUUGUCUUACUGUCCUUGUACUCACAAUGCAAGUGAAUGUACUCCACAGAACUUUUGCCUCUCUUUUCAAAGUCUAGUUAGUAAAAAGUAGUUAAUAUUAACGAUAAUAACCAGUCUGAAAUAUAGUUGAAGAGUCACAUCUAUAGCCCUCUAUGUAGAGUUGUUGUAAAUUAGCCCAUCUCAAUAAGGAAAUACUUUUGUAUAUA